UGCCCAACAUUCCAUGAUGGAACUUGACCAGAUUGUAGGUGCUCUGGUGGCUGUUGCGCUGGUGGGAUUGUUGGUGCCUCUUUACAAUGCUUUGGUGCUCAAACCCAAGCGCCUCCGCGCAAAACUGCGCCGCCAAGGCAUCGACGGCCCCCAGCCAUCUUUCCUCCUCGGAAACCUGAACCAAAUCAAGUCAUCAGUCCACCAGCACCACAAGGUUUCCCAGUCCCAACCCCCUAACUCUCACAACUCCGCCGCUCUUCUCUUUCCAAUUUUUGAGCAGUGGAGGAGGCAAUACGGUGACAUCUUCGUGUUUUCGCUGGGUAGCAUGCAGAUAUUGUAUGUGAACCGAGCCGAUAUGGUGAGGGAGAUCACGACUUGCACAUCCUUGGACUUGGGUAAGCCUUCCUAUCAACGCAGAGACAGAGGAGCUUUGCUUGGUCAGGGGAUUCUAACAUCUAAUGGCCCUGUUUGGGCUUAUCAAAGGAAAAUUCUUGCUCCUGAAUUAUACAUGGACAAGGUCAAGGGAAUGAUGAACAUAAUCGUAGAGUCUGCCGACGUAUUGGUAAAGUCAUGGAAGAGUGGAAUUGAGAGUAGUGCGGACGGACUUGCUGACAUAAAUAUUGAUGAAUAUAUGAGGAGUUUUUCUGGAGACGUCAUCUCCAGAGCUUGUUUUGGAAGUAAUUAUUCCAGCGGAGAAGAGAUUUUCUUGAAACUAAGGGCUCUCCAGGAACUUAUGUCCAAGGGUACUCUAGGCAGCCGUAUUCCUGGCAUGAGAUUUCUUCCCACGAAAAGGAACAGAGAAGCAUGGGCACUGGAGAAAGAGAUUCGGAACCUGAUUCUGGAGGUGGUGAAGGAGAGGGAAGGGACUGGUUAUGAGAAGGACUUGCUGCAAACCGUUCUUCAGGGUGCUAAAAACGGUGACCUCAGUCAAGAGGCCACUGACCGUUUCAUUGUUGAUAACUGCAAGAACAUAUACUUGGCUGGAUACGAGACCACAGCAGUUUCCGCUACCUGGUGCCUCAUGCUCUUGGCUGCAAAUCCACAAUGGCAACAACGUGCGCGUGCUGAGGUUCUUCAAGUUUGUGGGAAUAGUACUCCAGAUGCUGACAAGGUUCGCGGAAUGAAACUGCUAACCAUGGUAAUUCAUGAAUCACUGCGUCUUUAUCCUCCAGUUGCUGUGGUGUCCAGGGAGGCCUUGAAAGACAUGAAAUUUGGGGACAUUCAUGUCCCUAAGGGUGUGAACCUCUGGACUUUGGUGGUGACAUUGCACACUGACCCCGACAUAUGGGGACCGGAUGCCUACAAUUUCAAGCCAGACAGAUUUGCAAAUGGAAUAACAGGAGCUUGUAAGCUUCCACACUUGUACAUGCCUUUUGGUGUGGGGCCCCGAGUGUGUCUUGGACAGAAUUUGGCAAUUGUUGAACUUAAAGUUCUAUUAGCUCUGCUCCUUUCCAACUUCUCAUUCGCCCUUUCUCCUGGAUACAAACAUUCCCCCACUCUUAGGUUGGUUAUAGAACCAGAAAAUGGGGUUAAUCUCUUAGUAAGUAAGUUGUGAGCUGCCUGCUGCUGUGUGUUUUAGAUUAUUUCAUUAAUAAAAUGUUAAUAUGCUAACAACUUAAGUAGUCUAAUAGUAAUCUCUUUUCACUGAAAAUAAGAGUUCUUGAGUUUAAAUUGUAUGGCAUGUGGCUGAUAUUAAUUAAGGAAUGGAGAUGGU
Rubroshorea leprosula is the source of this 1714-nucleotide messenger RNA. The record is from the annotation of a GenBank genome assembly. Lineage: Eukaryota; Viridiplantae; Streptophyta; Magnoliopsida; Malvales; Dipterocarpaceae.